This is a messenger RNA of Diaporthe batatas, 1326 nucleotides long. RefSeq lists its product as uncharacterized. The record is from RefSeq and is a predicted model, not a curated record. The transcript has 5 exons. Gene Ontology annotation, molecular function: oxidoreductase activity, acting on paired donors, with incorporation or reduction of molecular oxygen; heme binding; iron ion binding. NCBI's taxonomy places the organism in Eukaryota, Fungi, Ascomycota, Sordariomycetes, Diaporthales, Diaporthaceae. The coding region runs from base 1 to 1326 and encodes 441 amino acids.
AUGUAUCUUUCCGGAGAUGCCCAUCGCCGCCUCCUGUCACUGCACCGCAAGUACGGCCCAGUUGUGCGAGUUGCUCCGAAUGAGCUAUCCUACAACCACCCAGAUGCAUGGAAGGAUAUCAUGGGCCGGCGGCCAACGCCAGCAGGCGAGAACGGAAGGGACCCUGCCUUCUUUUCCAAGGACAUCCUGAACAGCAUAAUUGCCGCGGACAAGCAGAACCACAGCCGGAUUCGCCACAAUCUGUCGCGCAGUUUCUCCGCGCAGGCCCUGCGAGAGCAGCAGGGCAUCAUACAGCACUAUGUUGACCUUCUCAUACGCCGUCUACGGGAGGAAUGCGAUAAUGGCCGACAGGCCAUCAACUUGGUCCGUUGGUUCAACUACACCACAUUCGACGUCGUCGGAGACCUCGCGUUCGGGGAGCCGUUUCACUGUUUGGAUGCUGCGGACUACGUCCCCUUCGUGGAGCUUGUGUUCCAAAGCAUCAAGAGCGCGGCAUUUCUGUUCUGCGCGCGGAGAUACCCUCUCGUCGAGAGCCUUCUCAUGUGCUUGAUCCCAAAAGACGUGAGAAGAAAACUACAGGACCAUUACGACUGGACACAUGAGAGGGUCAAGAGCGUCCUUGGCGCUGAGAAGACUCGCCCGGGCUUUAUGGAGGCCCUGGCGGGCAAGGGCAGCGAAGCGGGCCAGGAAAAACUUACAAUGGACGAGGUCAUGGCGACGUCCAACACCCUGAUCGUGGCUGGUUCAGAAACAACCGCCACUGUGCUAUCCGCGGCGGUGUACUUACUGACAUCGCAUCCCCGAGUUCUGGAAAAGUUAGAGGACGAGAUAAGAUCAAGCUUUAGCUCAGAGGAGGACAUCUCAAUGCUAAGCGUACAGAAGCUCCAGUACACCCUCGCUGUUCUCGACGAAUCCAUGCGCAUGUACCCAGCCGUGCCAACUGGGCCUCCUCGUCUGAUUGCCAAAGGUGGUGACACCAUACUCAAGCAAUAUGUUCCGGAAAACACGGUGGUCUCGGUGUGGCAGUGGCCUCUGUACCACAAUCCCGAUUACUUCACGUUGCCAAACUCUUUCAUCCCCGAACGCUGGACUGGGGAUGAGAGAUUUUCCAGAGAUGCAAGGUCUGCUUUUAUGCCAUUCUCCCACGGACCACGAGAUUGCCUUGGAAGAAAUCUGGCGUACGCGGAGAUGCGCCUCAUACUAGCUCGACUCAUUUGGAACUUUGAUGUGAGAUUAGCCGAGGAAACUUGGGGCUGGGAUGAAAGGAGCAAAGUUUUCCUGCUCUGGGAGAAGGGGCCUGUCAAAGUUUACUUGAAGCCACGGUAA